Molecule: messenger RNA, 669 nt
Organism: Spinacia oleracea (spinach)
Lineage: Eukaryota; Viridiplantae; Streptophyta; Magnoliopsida; Caryophyllales; Amaranthaceae
Exons: 5
Coding region: 58-669 (203 amino acids)
Source: RefSeq, a predicted model, not a curated record
GUGGGAGUCCCAAGUUGGCGUGCUGUGAACAAUCAGUUAAAAACUAAUGUUGUUACAAUGAUUCGGAAACAUUUUGUGUUACCUGAUGGACCUCUAGUUAACAAGGCACUAGUGAUGCGUAUUGACAAACCAUGGAACAAUCAUCGAUACAAAUUGAAGAAGGAUUUUUUCGAUCCAGUGAAUAAAUCUCGAGAAGAGAACUAUGCCAACGUGCCUGAUGGAGUGUCCACUAGGAGUUGGACGGAAUUGGUAGAUUAUUGGCUUUUACCAGAGGCCAUGGAAAAAUCUGAAAUGGGAAAAAAUGCUCGAGCUUUACAAGGCAAUAAGCACAACAGUGGUGCUACAAGCUUUGCUAAUCGAAGAAUUGAUAUGAAAGAGAAGAAAGGAGAGUUUAGCGAAUUGGCAUUUUUCAAAUCAGUUUACGCCAAAGAAGAUGGAAGCUUUAAAGAGGGCACACUUCCUCAUCAAUUUGUGGAGGAUGCCAACAAAAAGGUCCAAGAAAAUCUUGCGAGUUCCUCUUCUUCAAAGCCCGUAAUUGAAAUUGAGAAUGCAGCCUUUAAUGAGCUCAUGUAUAAAGGUGAAGUACCUAAACGUCCUCUGAAUUAUAGAUUUGGAUUGAAGCAAAGCGACAUCUUUGGAGUUGAAGGUUUGCUGAGGAAAGAAGGGUGA